CUCUCACCGAGCCCGUAUGGGAUACCGUCAAGCGCGAUCUCUCCAGAAUCAUCAGCAACCUCAAGCUCGUCGUCUUCCCCAACCCCUACCGUGAGGAUCCCGGCAAGGCCCUCCGCGAUUGGGAUCUCUGGGGCCCUUUCUUCUUCAUCGUCUUCCUUGGUCUCACUCUCUCUUGGUCCGCUUCUGUCAAGAAGUCUGAGGUCUUUGCUGUUGCAUUUGGUUUACUUGCUGCUGGCGCGGUAAUUUUGACAUUGAAUGUACUGCUCCUGGGUGGACACAUCAUUUUCUUCCAGAGUCUGAGUCUGCUGGGUUAUUGCUUGUUCCCAUUGGAUGUGGGUGCAUUGAUCUGUAUGUUGAAGGACAAUGUCAUACUGAAAAUUGUUGUGGUCUGUGUGACAUUGGCUUGGAGCUCUUGGGCUGCAUAUCCAUUCAUGAGUUCUGCAGUCAACCCCAGGAGAAAAGCUCUUGCACUCUACCCAGUUUUUCUCAUGUAUGUAUCUGUUGGUUUUCUCAUCAUUGCCAUUGACUAAAUGCAUCAAUCGGAGCCUCUGAUUACUAUAUUCUCAAUCCCAUGAUCAGCUUGAAUCGGCUUCUAAAUAGGAAUUUUUGUUUAUUGAUCUGAUCAACUUUUUUCAUUCUUUUUCUUUUCCCUCUCUAUUUCUUCUGUUCAAUAUGUUGGCUAGAAUUAUUUGACACUGAGACAGACAAUUGUGUAAUAUUACGUGGAAGAUAUAUAUGAUGGGAUCAUACUUGCUAUGUGAAUGUGAAUAAUGAAUAGGAAUAGGAUUGUCAUGGAUGGACUCAAAUAAUUAAUUUGUUUACUUCUGGUUA
This is a messenger RNA of Arachis duranensis, 831 nucleotides long. RefSeq names its product protein YIP4b. Gene Ontology annotation, biological process: endoplasmic reticulum to Golgi vesicle-mediated transport. The record is from RefSeq and is a predicted model, not a curated record. NCBI's taxonomy places the organism in Eukaryota, Viridiplantae, Streptophyta, Magnoliopsida, Fabales, Fabaceae. Gene Ontology annotation, cellular component: membrane; trans-Golgi network.